UCAUUUUUCUGACUUCACAAAAAAAAAGCUUUCGCUUUGUUUUUUUUUCUAAUUCACUGACAGAAUCAAAGACCGAGAAUUCAUCCACUCAAGAACCACUCAAGAACAAAUCGAAAUCUCACACUCUAUGAAACCUCGUCCUUCUCGGUCGAUGUUUGCUUCAAUGGAUAUUUGAUUUGCUCUGGGACUAAGUCUGGUGAGGAAGAUUUUACUAUGGAUCCUGAAAGUGUCAUCAUGGUGGCUGAUGGGAGUGAACCUGCUCUUGUAAAUGGUGGUUUAACAAUGGAAAGUGUUGGUAUUGAAGUAAAUGUUUUUGCUUCCGGCGAAACAUUGGAUGCUACUUCAGAAAUUCAGAAUGAGAAUUCAGGAGAUAGUUCCACUUUGGAUGCAAUUGAACACUCCAAAGAGGUUGCAGCUGAGGGUACACAAGUUGAAAAUGUAGAUGAACCAAAGUGUAUUAAAGGCCAAAAGGCUCAACGGAAGCUAAAGAAUGAGAAAAUCUCAGGUGGUAAGAGUGUUCCAUCAUCGGUUCAUAUCAAAAAGAAGAAAGAGAGGAAUGGUGCAGAUGCUAAAGUUGCAGCAUCAAAUGGUUCUGUUGCUCCUAGUGCACACACAACAAAUUCUCUAAAGAGCACGCCAUUAAACGGUAGAGAGGCUCAAGUCACGGAGCAUGGAAAACAAGAAUCUGCACCAGCUGAAAGCGCCACUGGGGACAAGGUUAAAGCGAAGCCUCAGAAGAAACAAGUACAUGAAACAUCUGAAGAUGAUACUCAGUCUUCUUCUAAUAGCCCGCAAGCAGACGAUGGCAAACCUCGCAAAGUUGGUGCACUUCCAAAUUAUGGGUUCAGCUUCAAAUGUGACCAACGUGCUGAAAAGAGAAGAGAGUUCUAUGUUAAGCUCGAGGAAAAGACUCAUGCGAAAGAAGAGGAGAUUAAUAACAUGCAGGCCAAGUCCAAGGAAACACAAGAAGCUGAGCUUAGGAAGCUAAGGAAGAGCUUGAACUUCAAAGCCACACCCAUGCCUAGCUUUUAUCAAGAACCUCAACCUCCUAAAACAGAGUUAAAGAAGAUACCACCAACAAGACCAAAAUCUCCUAAACUCGGGAGAAAAAAGACUGACUCUGAAGAAAGUCAAACUCCUCGCCUCGGUAGACUGAGCCUAGAUGAGAAAGCUUCUAAAGAUAACUCAGCUUCCAAGGGAAUUGUGCCAACAGUUGAUCACAAGAAGCAACCGUUGCGCAAGUCACUUCCAAGAUUGCCAUCUCAGAAAACAGCUCUCCCUGAUGGAAAACCCUAUGCAACAUCAGCAAAGGUGAAACCUGAAAGAAAGAAACCUGAAAAAGAUGCAGAAACUUCACAUCUCACAGAAGAGGAAGCACAAGUGACUGUAUCAUCAUCUAAUGCUAAUGUAGAAGGCUCAGAUGAGAUUGUAUCUUCAAGGAUGGAUGAAGAAAGAGCCGAGUCCAUUGAGGUAUCUGAAGUGGUUGCUGUUGAGCACUAAGAUAUACUAUUACACUCUCAAGACUCAUCUUGCAUUAAUUAAUGAGGAGGACAAGAGGAAAAGAAACCGUAUGAUAUUUAUAUUUAUAUAAUAUCUUGGACCAAAACUUUAUCUGAGAAGAAAUAGGUAAAAAGUGUGAAAGGAAUCAUAUGGGUUUGGUUCUAAAGGUUGCUGCUUUCAAAUACUUCUGUGUUUGAUGGUGAUGUUGCUUUAAGUUGUUUUUUUCAUGUCAAGAUCUUUUUCUUUUUGAUGCUUUGAUUUUAAAAGAUGAAUAUUCAGGAGAUUAUGUGUUCGCUC
Brassica napus (rape) is the source of this 1797-nucleotide messenger RNA. RefSeq names its product protein WVD2-like 5. Gene Ontology annotation, molecular function: microtubule binding. The record is from RefSeq and is a predicted model, not a curated record. Lineage: Eukaryota; Viridiplantae; Streptophyta; Magnoliopsida; Brassicales; Brassicaceae. Bases 214 to 1500 code for a protein of 428 amino acids. The transcript is spliced from 9 exons.